Lasiosphaeria miniovina is the source of this 1827-nucleotide messenger RNA. RefSeq lists its product as uncharacterized. NCBI's taxonomy places the organism in Eukaryota, Fungi, Ascomycota, Sordariomycetes, Sordariales, Lasiosphaeriaceae. The record is from RefSeq and is a predicted model, not a curated record. The coding region runs from base 1 to 1827 and encodes 608 amino acids. The transcript is spliced from 2 exons.
AUGUCCCGAAACAUUCAGCGAAAAUACCGACCCCCGCCAGCCAAGGCGGCCACCAAGCGAAGGGGCUCCGUCUCUUCCUCCUCCCUCGACCUUUCCGACGACGAUGGCUAUUCCGGCCUCGAGGACGUCAGUGACUCGGACGAAGAGGAUGAGGAGCAUGUAUUUGCGGCCGAGGAGGAACACAUAAUAUCCAAUGAAGCGCAUAAGCGCUCAUCGGUGCCGCCUCGGUCGCUUGAUGAUGAAAACCUGGAUGCUGACGAAGAGGAAGAGGAUGACGGCGAGGACGAUGACGAUGACGACGAGGACGACGAGGACGAUGACGACGAGGACGAGGAAGAGGACGAGGACGAGCUGGACGAGCAUGAGGGCGCCACCUUGGAGUCGUUGAGCUGGGAAGGCAUCAUGUCAGAGCACGAAGAAUUGUCAACGGAUCCAGCUUCCUACAUGUUUGAUCAUGACGUCGCCAAUGUGGAACGCCACGUACGUUUCACCGGCGUGCCUGAUAGCGACAGCGACUCGACGACGAGCGAUGCGUCAGGCGAGGCUCAAGACUUCUUCCCAGAUAUAUUUGUGGAGCAGAGCUCUCUCGACCCUGCUUUCCGCCGCGAGAUCGAGAACGAUGACGAUUCGUCCAACUCUGGGUCGUUCUGGGACUUCAACAGCAGCUCCCAAGACCUUCAUGUGCCUAAUUCGGAUGUCGCCCAAGUGGACGAAUAUGACGAUGCUACUCCCAUCGCGACGCCAAUGGCAAGCCAGGCUCUAACGGAAGCGUCAACCCCUGUCGCUUCUGGCGAAGUACAGGAGCUUGAUGGCUAUGAAACCGAUGGUGAUACAACCGAAGAAGACACUCCAGAACCCGUCGUCCGUAAGAAGACAAAACGCCCCUGCACGUUCGAGGUGUCGUCUGACUCGGACACGGAGAGACCUAUACGCUUCCGGCACGGCAAGCCUCGUGUUGGCCAGUUCAAUUUGGACAGGGCGGGCAAGAAGCCCAUUGCUGUCCUCAAUCCCGUCUCGCGCAAGAUGAUGAUUUUCACUCCGCAGAGGAUGAGCCGGCUGGACCUGUCACCCGAGUCGUUCAAUAUCGACUUUUCCACGCAGGACCUGUCGGCCUGCUCUCCCAUUCUCAGCAAUCCUGGCUACGUCAUGAUGGGUGCAAUGCUCUCGUCAAACACUUUCGGCGACUUUAUGAACACGCAGCCAUUUGGGCCUGCCGAGGCCUUCUUCCCUCUCACCUCGGACGCAAUCACGGGGGACGAUAGUGACGCUUCUGAGUCUGGCGCUCCGCAGGAGGACGAAGAAGAGAGCAUGCUCAAGAUUGAGGACUUCAUCACCUUCCACCACGACUCUUCUGACGAAGAAGAAGAUGGGGGGGGCCCUGACUGGACCGGAGACGGAGCUUCGAGCCCUUCACGGCCCAAGACGGCUGCCAGCGGCACGAGCGUAGCUACGGAUACGUCGGCGGCUGACGCCCAUCCUCUGCUGAGUCAUUUUGGUAAUAACUCUGAAGCUGUCGGUGCUUUCCGCCGAAACCAGAUUAACCAACAGCUCAUCUUCAGCGACAAGGCGAGCCAGGACUCGCUCGCUUUCUCGGGUCCGUACUACCACGGUACUCUCAGGGGCAUCAAGACAGGCAGCAUGGAGACGGUCACAACACCAAUCACACCGGCACGUCGACAGAAGAGAAAGGACAGCACUGCUGGCGGAAACAGCCCGGGAAGUUCGCCUAGCAUCCUGUCACAGAAGAGAAAGGCUUCGCAGAGCUUCGCCGACGCCAUGCACAAGCGACAGCGGAGCAUCUCCGAGCUAGGCGUCAUGCGUAUCUGA